Molecule: messenger RNA, 2727 nt
Organism: Symphalangus syndactylus (siamang)
Lineage: Eukaryota; Metazoa; Chordata; Mammalia; Primates; Hylobatidae
Product: protein Cripto-like
Molecular function (GO): growth factor activity
Source: RefSeq, a predicted model, not a curated record
GUAGAAGUGAGUCAUAUCAUUCUCUGGGGGAGAGACUUCUGGGCAGGAGGAACGGCCAGUGCUUGGUCCCUGAAUGUGCAGUUUGCUGAGCGGGGAGUGGCUGUGAUGUUUAAGGAAGACCAACGGGACCAGCUUGGCUGGGGGAGUGAAGGAGGAGGGAGGAAGCCAGAGAUGGGAUCAGACACGUAACAGAACAAAGCAUCUGGCUGUGUAGGUCAAGGUAAAGUAACCGAGGAAGAGAAUGGUUAAAUGACUUGCCCAACAGCAUGCAAGGACUUCCAAGAGACCAGGAUUGCAAGCCGUCUCCUGCUUUCCAGUCCAUCAUUCCUUCUACCACAUCAUGAUGCACCUUCCUAGCACAACAACCUUCAGCUCUCCCAAACUGCUGACCAUUCUGUCCCAGGAGAGUGAAACUGACAAGUUUGUCAACUGUAACCAUGAGUACAGCAACUUUCUGUGAGCUCCGUGAAUUCUUCCAGUGAAUUAUCAAAGGUAUGUUUUGGGAACCUCCUGAGCUUGCUGUUGGUGUUGGAAGUAGGUAGUCUUGUGUAGACUGUGCUCUCUCUGACUAUACAGUUGGCUGACUCUCACACCAUUACACAUUCUUAGCUUAAUAACUGCUGCUAAAUUAUUCAGUUUUUCCUGAUAUUAUACAAGAAAGGCUCCAGAGAACAACACUUUGUCUGGCUAGGUUAAAACAAGUGUCCAGGUCCCCAGCUCAAGGUUAAAACGUCUAAGGCCGAAAGCCCUCCAGUUUCCCCUGGACACCUUGCUCCUGCUUCUGCUACGACCUUCUGGAGAACACGUAUUUCUCAUUUUCUUCUUAAAUUGCCAUUUUCGCUUUAGGAGAUGAAUGUUUUCCUUUGGCUGUUUUGGCAAUGACUCUGAAUUAAAGCGAUGCUAACGCCUUGUUUCCCCCUAAUUGUUAAAAGCUAUGGACUGCAGGAAGAUGGCCCGCGUCUCUUACAGUGUCAUUUGGAUCAUGGCCAUUUCUACAGCCUUUGAACUGGGAUUAGUUGCCGGGCUGGGCCAUCAGGAAUUUGUGCUUCCAUCUCGGGGAGACCUGGCCUUCAGAGAUGACAGCAUUCGGCCCCAGGAGGAGCCUGCAAUUCGGCCUCGGUCUUCCCAGCGUGUGCCGCCCACGGGGAUACAGCACAGUAAGGAGCUAAACAGAACCUGCUGCCUGAAUGGGGGAACCUGCAUGCUGGGGUCCUUUUGUGCCUGCCCCUCCUCCUUCUACGGACGGAACUGUGAGCACAAUGUGCGCAAAGAGAACUGUGGGUCUGUGCCCCAUGACACCUGGCUGCCCAAGAAGUGUUCCCUGUGUAAAUGCUGGCACGGCCAGCUCCGCUGCUUUCCUCAGGCAUUUCUACCCGGCUGUGAUGGCCUUGUGAUGGACGAGCACCUCGUGGCUUCCAGGACUCCAGAACUACCACCGUCUGCACGUACUACCACUUUUAUGCUAGCUGGCAUCUGCCUUUCUAUACAAAGCUACUAUUAAUUGGCAUUGACCUAUUUCCAGAAAUACAAUUUUAGAUAUCAUGCAAAUUUCAAGACCAGUAAAGGCUGCUGCUACAAUGUCCUAACUGAAAGAUGAUCAUUUGUUAGUUGCCUUAAAAUAAUGAAUACAUUUCCAAAAUGGCUUCUAACAUUUCCUUACAGAACUAACUACUUCUUAUCUCUUUGCCCUGCCCUCUCCCAAAAAACUACUUCUUUUUUCAAAAGAAAGUCGGCCAUAUCUCCAUUGUGCCCAAGUCCAGUGUUUCUUUUUUUUUUUUUUUUUUUUUAAGAUGGAGUCUUGCUCUGUCACCCAGGCUGGAGUGCAAUGACGCGAUCUCGGUUCCCUGCAACCUCUGCAUCCCAGGUUCAAGCAACUCUCCUGCCUCAGCCUCCCAAAUAGCUGGGAUUACAGGCAUGUGUCACCACGCCCGGCUAAUUAUUUUGUAUUUUUAGUAGAGACGGGGUUUCACCAUAUUGGCCAGGCUGGUCUCGAACUCCUGACCUUAUGAUCCACCCACCUCGGCCUCUCAAAGUACUGGGAUUACACACGUGAGCAACUGCACAAGGCCUGGUGUUUCUUGAUACAUGUAAUUCUACCAAGGUCUUCUUAAUAUGUUCUUUAAAUGAUUGAAUUAUAUCUUCAGAUUCUUCAAGACUAAUUCUAAUGUGGACCUUAGAAUACAGUUUUGAGUAGAAUUGAUCAAAAUCAAUUAAAAUAGUCUCUUUAAAAGGAAAGAAAGCCUCUUUAAGGGGAGGAACAAGAGUGCUGAAGGAAUGGAAGUCCAUCUGGAAGUGUGCAGGGAGACUGGGUAGGAAAGAGGAAGCACAUAGAGGAGAGAGGUUGGAAAACAUAAAAUGAGUUACUUGAUUGGUGAUUAGCUGGUGGUAGAGAAGCAAGUAAAAAGGCUAAAUGGAAGGGCAAGUUUCCAUCAUCUAUAGAAAGCUAUAUAAGACAAGGACUCCCCCUUUUUUUUCCCAAAGGCAUUGUAAAAGAAUGAAGUCUCCUUAGAAAAAAAAUUAUACCUCAAUAUCCCCAACAAGUUUUCUUAAUAAAUUGUGUUUCCUCCAAGCUAUGCGAUUCUUUUAACUGUUGUAGAAGAGAAAAUGUUCACAAUAUAUUUAGUUGUAAAGCAAGUGAUCAAACUUCAUAUUGUAAAGCCCAUUUUUAAAAUACAUUGUAUAUAUGUGUAUGCACAGUAAAAAUGGAAACUAUAAAAAAAAAAAAAA